Messenger RNA from Annulohypoxylon truncatum, 3555 nucleotides. RefSeq names its product WD40 repeat-like protein. Gene Ontology annotation, biological process: tRNA methylation. Gene Ontology annotation, cellular component: cytoplasm. The transcript has 2 exons. The record is from RefSeq and is a predicted model, not a curated record. Lineage: Eukaryota; Fungi; Ascomycota; Sordariomycetes; Xylariales; Hypoxylaceae. Gene Ontology annotation, molecular function: protein binding. The coding region runs from base 1 to 3555 and encodes 1184 amino acids.
AUGUCUCGUGAGCUGGCUGCUCUAGGCCGCCUCCACAGAGAACAUGUGCUGAAUCCAAUUACGGCGUUGGCAUUUUACACGUCGACUGAUGGGGAGAAAUAUCUCUUGGCGGGAGAAGACACGGACAUUAAGGUCUACCACGUCCAAACCUCUCGCUUUUGUGGGCAGCUGUCCGUAUUCAGCGCCCAAUCUAUCCAUGGCAUCGCCGUACCACCGGCAGACAUAUCCGAGCCGUCUAGUUUAAUUCUUGUCUGGGGUGGACAUUCUGUCAAGAUCUUACCUAGAGAUGUCUUCGAGGACCUCAUCGAGGGCGGGCAGCGUCUGACGAGAGACAUUGCCGAGGCAAGAGCACCAGAUUGGAUUUUCGAUGGAAGGGUUUCUCCCUUUGGAGAUGACCGUAUCCUUCUACUCACUGCUCAUAAUGAGGUUAUCCCGGCUCACGUCGAUCCUAGCCGGGGUAAACUCAUAUUUGACAAGAUCCUAUCCCCUUCGCGACCGAUCCUAUAUUCCGGUAAUUUCUUCUGGGUUUCCAAGGAAAGCGUACUCGUCGCCGCAGGAACGGUUUUCGGGGAGAUACUAGUCUGGAAAUGUUACCUCGGAGUGUCGGAGCAAAAACAGGAUUGUGAGGUCCUUUUCGUAUUCACGGGCCAUGAAGGUUCCAUCUUUGGGGUCCACAUUUCACCAGAGAUCCGGACUCAAGCGGGAGAAAACCUGAGACUGCUAGCUAGUUGUAGUGAUGAUCGGACCAUUCGAGUAUGGGACAUCACUGAAAAACACGAGUCCCAAGAUCCCAAAGGGAAUGGGCAUAAUACCCAUAUCUCAGACGCACGAGAGACUGGAUUUGGCAACAAUGUGGAGGCAUCAGCUCACGAUAACUCUUCAGCAAGAUGCCUAGCUACGGUCAUGGGCCAUGCGUCGAGGAUAUGGCAAGUUGGAUUUCCACAGAACCAACUUUUAUCGCGGACCUCUAACAUCGUUGGGCUCUACUCAUUUGGCGAGGAUGCCACGGCCCAAAAAUGGAACCUCUCCCUAGAUUUACCACUAUCUGAACUUGGCGUUUCUAGUUCCCCUAUCAAGCCCGUUGCCAAGUUAACGCACCAGUCAACUUUCUCAAAUCAUAGUGGGAAGCAUAUUUGGUCUCAUGCUAUGACAUCGGAAGAUGAUGAUAUCCUCAUUGCGACUGGCGGCUCUGAUGGGAAGAUUGCUCUUAUAGGGGUUGGAUUAAAAGGCGGUUCGUCAAGUUUGACAGAUGACAACCCAACAGUAGACAAGAAGAAAGCUAUUGCGUGGUCCCUUACAGAUGUGCUACAAUCAUCCCAAACAAUCGGCGCAACUAUAGACACUAAAACGGGGCCAAAUGACAUUUCAGAUAAUACUCCUUCGCCGUCGCGGAGUACCAAACCUAAAAACGCAAAGGAAGCUUUCAAUCGAUAUACAUUCAUCUCCGAUAAAAGGCUGCUUGCCGCAACUAAUUCAGGUCGGAUUUUUGUCGGUAGUUUUGGGAAUGACCUAACAUGGAUAGAACUGGCUCUCCCUGGUGAAAUUGGGCAGGUACUCUUCUCCCACGCUUUACAUGGUACAUCACCGGCAUAUCCGUUGGCUUUUAUUGGUACAAGCAAUGGCUACAUAUAUUACUAUAGUGAAUCCGGGAACCGAUCUCUUCAGUCACUGGCCAAAGUAGAUGGAAAGGUAGCUGACAUCUUUUGGCUAUCCGAUGCCAGCACAUCUAAUAAAAGCGAAUUCCAAAUUUUCGUUGCUAUCCUACGCAGUACUAACGCAGUAAUCAUUCACGUUAACGCCGAUACUCUGACCACAAGACAAAUUAGCGUCAUUUUAGAGCCAGGUUUCAUGGUCACCGCCGCUGUCUUCAUCCAGGGAUAUCUCGUUCUCGGGUCGAGAAAGGGUAUUAUUGCUGUCUUUAGCCAAGGCGAAGACGGUAACUAUUCCGUUAUACUUACGGUCGAGGUACAUCGAGACGAGGCAAUCACAUCGCUGCUACCUCUUCACAGCCGGGAGGACCGGCCACGCAAAUACAUAUUGAGCACGUGUCGUGACGGCAAGUACAGGAUCCACGAAAUCUCAACAAAGGCUGACCAAUCCGCCGCCGUCCUGAUUCAUGAGGCCUUACCACCGUUCGUGUCCUCAGUCGAGGGGGCCUGGCUCGCCAAUGGCAGUGACGGGACCAGGGACCUGAUGCUCUGCGGUUUUCGGAGCAGCAACUUCGUGGUCUGGAACGAGAGCCGGCGUCACGAGGUCGCCACGGUGGAUUGCGGGGGUUCUUCUAGAAGCUAUGCUUGGGCGCCCAUUCGAUCCCAGCCCGACGGGUUUCGGUUCGUCUUCACGAAGGCGGGGCAGAUGCACGUUUUCUCGCAGACGCAUGCCCCCCAUAGGACGCUAAAGCCAGGGGGCCACGGCCGAGAGGUCAAGGCGGUGAGCGCUUCGCCUGGGCGCUACGUCGCUACCGCGGCCGAGGAUACCGUCGUACGGAUUUGGGAAUACGGUAACGGCGAAGGUGAGGGCGAAGGUGAGCAUUCCGGGCUUAGGUGUGUCGCGGCGCUGGAAAGGCACGCGACGGGUAUCCAGGCCUUGAAAUGGGUUGGAAACGAAUACCUCUUCAGCAGCGGCGGCAAUGAGGAGUUCUUCGUCUGGAGGCUGAAUACGCUGGAGAGCGACGAUUUCGCCGGGCUCGCGGUCGUGUGCGAGGCUGUGUUUCCGGAUAGAUCGGAGAUUGGUGACGCAAGGAUUACGGAUUUCGACGUUACCUGCGUCGGGGGUGAUGGCGGUGGCGCAAAGGAAUUUCGUAUUUCGAUGGCGCUAUCGAACUCGACGUUGCAGACCUACACUUAUGGUAAGGAAGUAGGAUUCCGUCUGUUGAGUAGAUGGACGUAUACGGGAGCGUGCCUCACGCAAGUCCGACAUCUGGGUAGCAGUCAUAUCUUGACCGCGGCAACGGAUGGAUAUUUAGCUAUCUAUGCCAAUACGAGUCAAGCAACAGAUAAAGAUGCAGAUGGUUCCCCUUUACCCAUCGUCGUGAAGCUUCACCAGAACACCAUCAAAGCCCUUGACAUACGCCAGGUAGCUUCCGACAACGCCGGUACCUCGCUCGAAUUCCUUGUUGUCACGGGCGGCGACGAUAACGCGCUGGGCGUUGUGCAUAUUUGCAUUUCUCCGAGCUCUCCCCCUUCGCUUCCUGCUUCCCCCCCAGGAGGAGGCGCGGCGGAGGUCACAGUUAAAAGUAAAUCCAUCAUCCGCUCCGCCCACGCCGCCGGUAUUACGGGUGCUGCUAUCGCGCACCUCGGCGGGGAUAGCGCCGUCGUCGUUACGGGAAGCAAUGAUCAGCGUAUUAGAGUCUGGCGGUUGGCCGGCUGGUGUGGGGAUGAAAAGGAGAAGGAGAAGGAGAAGGAGAGGAUCAGGGCGCAAUUACUAGAGGAUCGGUAUAGUGCCGUGGCUGAUGCUGGGGGCUUGGAAGUUUUUGAAAGGGGGAAGAAGGCGAUUGUCGUAGGCGUUGGUUUUGAGGUCUGGGACUUGCAUGCUUUGAGUGAUGGGGUGAUAUGA